AUGGAACUAUCUAAACCCUCAACACCAUUGAGUGUUGUUCUUGGGAGAUUACCAAAACAUACAUUACAACAACAGCAAUUUUCACAUUCCAAUGUUAGUAUCGACCCAAUUACCCUUGCUAUUAACGAAUGUAUGGCUAUGGCUUCAGCGGUGAGAAAAAUGAAUCGUUGGAACCAAAGUGGUGUUGCUGCCUUAUUAACAGCAGGUGAUAUAUUUGGAGGCAAUGAUGAUGAUGAUCUCGAUGCUGAUGGUUUAACCAGUAGUUUGGGAAUCAUUUCAAGUAAUUUUUCGUCCGAUAGACACUCAUCUUCUGGUCACGGUCAUCAUAAUCGUCAUAACAACUCCGCAGCAAGUGGAACAGGAAGUGCCAAUGGCGGAAGCGGGGCAGCAAAUCAAAGAUCAGUUCAGGGAAAUCUUUUACUUUCAUCAUUCUUACAAUUGAAAUCUAUAUUAAUUGAUGCUAAGAAUAUUUAUGAUAUUGAUAGUUUAACAUUGUUACAACCUUUUUUGUUGGUUAUUAAAUCAAGUUCCACCUCAGGUUUCAUCACAGGCUUAUCAUUGAAUUCAAUUUCAAAGUUCUUAUCAUAUGAUAUAAUUUCUUUCAAAUCCAAGAACUUGCAAAACUCAUUGAUCCAGAUUAUUUCUUCAUUAACUCAUUGUCGUUUUGAAGCAGCUGAUCAAAACUCCGACGACGCAGUGUUAUUGAAAGUUUUGAGAUUAUUGGAAAGAAUAAUUGAAAGCCCAUUAUCAGUUUUGUUACCAAAUGACGUGGUAACAGAAGUUGUGCAAACUUGUUUAUCCUUGGGUUGUAACAAAAAGAGAAGUGAAGUUUUGAGAAGAGCAGCAGAAAUGUCCAUGGAUUCCAUUACAGUUGAAAUUUUCAGUAAACUUAAAGAUAUUGAACCUGAACCAGAACAUGGCGAUGAUUUACAAACCAAUUUUUCAGAUACGAAAUUACCAGAGGAUAGAAUUGGUGGGACCGAAAUCAAACUGUCUGAAAUAAACACCCCAAGAAGCCUGCAUUCUGAUGGGGAGGAUGGCGAAGAUGCAAAACACCCAGAAGGCGAACAAGAAGAGUUGAAAACAGAAGGUGGAGAAGAAGAUAUUACAAAAGCCAAAGAACAAAGCGAGAGUGUCCCACAGUCUGUUGAAACCACCACUGAGGAGCCAUUUGGCAUUGUUUGUAUUAAUGAGUUUUUGGGUAUUUUAGUUUCCAUGAUUUCCCCAUCAAACCAAUAUCAACAUAUGGAAAGUACCAGGGUAUUUGCAUUAUCCUUAAUAAAUACAGCCAUUGAAGUUGCUGGAUUAGAAAUCCCGAAGCAUCCCUCUUUGUUGACUUUAGUUGCAGACCCUAUUUCAAAACACGUGUUGCAAAUAAUCACCACCACGGAAUCACCAGCUCUUUUAAAGGCUUCUUUACAAUUAUUCUCCACUAUUGUUAUUGUUUUGGGAAGACAACUAAAACCACAAUUUGAGUUGUCUGCUACUUUGAUUUUCCAAUCCAUUCUUCCCCAACAAAUCAAGAACGAUGCCAAUAAGAUCAAUGGCGGUUCACACAUGUCCUUGAGAAAUGCUCUUUCAAAAGAAGUUUUGAUUGAAUCAUUGAGUUUACUUUGGACUAGAUCUCCUACUUUUUUCACUAGGUUAUUUAUAGACUAUGAUUGUGAUUUUGAAAAAUCAGAUUUGGCAAACAACUUAUUACAAUUUUUAUGCAAAUUAUCAUUACCCGAAUCAGCUUUGAUCACCACUGAUAAUGUCCCACCUUUGUGUUUAGAAGGUAUGCUUUCGUUUAUUUCUGGUGUCAACGAAAGAAGCAAGUCAUAUAAAUCUAAAGAAGAAGUCAACCAUGAAUUGAUCGAAAAGAGGAAAAAGAAAACUGCAUUUAUUAAAUGUGCCGAGUUAUUAAAUGAAAAGCCAAAGAAUGGUAUCAAAGAAUUGGCCAAAGAAGGUUUCAUUAAAGAUGAAAAUAACUUGAAAGAAGUUGCUAGUUUCUUUUUUUCAAAAUCUGGUAGAUUAAACAAGAAAGUGUUGGGUGAAUUUUUGGCCAAACCUUCUAAUUCGGAAUUAUUUGGAUACUUUAUAGAUUUAUUUGAUUUCACUGAUUUGAGAGUCGACGAGGCUUUAAGAGUUUUAUUAAGAACUUUUAGAUUACCAGGUGAAUCCCAACAGAUUGAAAGAGUUGUGGAAAGAUUUGCAGAAAGAUAUGUUCAAUGUCAAGAAUACUCAGUUGGUAGUGCACCACCAUCACCAAAGAAACCUCAACAAAAACUGAAAUACGAAGACGAGGAAGCAGAGAAAUCAGACGAAGAAGAAGAGAAUGAUGAAACUGAAGAACACCUUGAACCAGUCAAACCUGAUAAGGAUUCUGUCUUUGUUUUGUCUUAUUCUAUUAUUAUGUUGAAUACAGAUUUGCAUAACCCUCAAGUUAAGAAACAGAUGUUGUUGGAUGAUUACAAGAGAAAUUUGAGAGGUGUUUAUAAUGGUAAAGACUUUCCUGAAUGGUACCUUGCCAAGAUUUAUCUGUCAAUUAAAGACCGUGAAAUUAUCAUGCCAGAAGAGCAUCAUGGAACUGAUAAAUGGUUUGAUGAUUCUUGGAAUAAUAUGGUUUCUACCCAAAACUAUAAACUUGUUGAUCAAGUUGAGUUUACUAAGGAUGAAAUCUGUCAGUUUGAUAAGGUAUUAUUUGCAACUGUCUCCGAACCUUUAAUUCAAACCAUUCUUACCGUUUUCAAAGAAGCUUCAGAUGAUCAUAUAAUCACACGUUUGAUGUCUUCGAUUGAUAAAAUUGCCAGUAUUUGUUUGAAAUAUGAGUUGUCAGAACCAAUCGAUAAGUUGACUGAAGCAUUGUGUGAAUUAAGUACCUUGACUAACCAUGAAAUUCCUAAGAAGCUACUUGAAGAAACAGCUGCUAACAGUAACAACAAUAUUCGUCCAGAGAUUCCAAUUACCCAGAUCAAGAUUGAGAAGAAGGAAGAAGAAAUAUAUGUCAGUGAAUUGGCUGUCUACUUUGGACGUGAUUUCAAGGCUCAAUUAGCUACUGUUGUUUUGUUCAGAUUGAUUAAGAAGAGUAAUUGUAAGAUUUCCCAAUCAUGGGAUAAGAUUUUCCAAAUUAUCUUGAGAUUAUUUGAAAACUGUUUGAUCAAUCCAAACUUAUUCCAAGAUUUCCAAACCAAAGUCAAAUUGGGACCAAUUUCCAAGGUUAAACCAUUGUAUAUUAUCAAGAAGGUGAAGCCUUUGAACAACUCUGGUUUAUUGUCUAAUUUUGCAUCAUUCUUGAGAGGUUAUUCUGAUGAACCACCUGAACCCAGUGAUGCUGAAAUCGAAUCUACGUUGUCAACCAUGGAUUGUGUUAAAUCAUUGAACAUUCCAAAUAUUUUUGCCAUUGUUUCUAAAGGUCCAGUGGAAGAUUUGAAAAAAUUUGUUACUUUGUUCUUGAAUGCUUUGCCUACAUUGGAUGACAAGACCAAGAGGUAUUAUGAAACUGAAACAUUAUUCAUAUUAGAAGUUUCUGUAUGUUUCUGCUUAUUGUUACAUGAUGAUGUGAAAUUAAGGGAACAAGUUUUUACUAGUCUCAGUGACGUUAAAGAUAUAUCCAAGAAGGGUCAAUUGAGAGUAUUGGCAUAUAAAUUGUUGUUAUUAAGAUACUUGGAUAACGAAGAGUAUUUGGUCACAACUCUCAAAACAUUGGAAAAUUUCGAUAAAGAAUUGAUUAGUAAACAAGGUAAUCAAAUUUUACAACCUUUAUUAUCUUUGAUAGACGAUGAUUCAUGGUGUUGUAAGAAAUUAUUGGUCUCAGAAGAAUACUGGAAAUCAUUGAGAAUAUUUGCUGGAUUCCAAGUUUAUGCUGUCGAAAUUCUUGCAUUUUUGGAGACAUUGAUUAAGAGUAAUGAUAUCAUUCCAGAGAAUUAUGUGAUGAUUUUAGGAUUAUUAGAUGAAGUUUCGUCUCUUGGUGCCAUUGGAUCUCAAUUUGAACAAGAAAAUGACAAAUUGGGUAGUAACUCCAAGAAGGCUAUUGAAAAUGAAUACUUUAGAGAUCUUGUUGACUUAUCAAAACAUUCUAUUUCAUUAACAUCUGAAUUGAAUUUCAUUGCUAGACAAGAUACUUUUAAGAAUAAAGGGUUGUCAUAUUCUUUAAUCCAAGCAUUGGCACAUCAAUGCUUCAACCCAUGUCGUGAAGUUAGAGAAUUUGCUGUUUUGAAAUUACAAAAUAUUGCAUUAGCAAUGGAGACUACUCCAUCAUCGUCUGUUGAACAACAAGAUGAAGAGGUUACAAGUUUUGGGAUUUUUGAGUUUGGAUUGUUCCCAUUAUUGAUUGAAUUGACCAAACCUGAAGUUUUCAAGACCGAUCCAAUUGGAUUUAUUAAAACCCAAUUUGAAAUUUUUCAAUUAGUUUCCAAGAUAUUCUUAAAGAAAGUCGAUGAUUUGAAAUUUGCCGAAAUUGAAAAGAUUUGGUUCGGAUUAUUAGAAAAUUUCAAGAAUUUAAAAAUAUCUUCUAAUACUGAAUAUAAUGAAAAUAGUAUUGAAUUAGUCAAGAAUAUGAUUUUAGUAUUACAAAAUAUGAAAUUUUUGGAUGAAGUAGAAAGUAAAGAAAUCUAUCAAGCUUCAUGUGACAAAAUGGACGAGAUUUAUCCACAAUUGAAGAAAGAGUUUAUGGAAUCUGAUAAAAAAGAACAAUCACCAGAAGAACAACCAGAGGAGGAAUCGAAGGAACAACCAGAGGAACAGCCAGAGGAAGAUCCAAUAGAGGAAGACCCAAAGGUAUCAGCUAAAGAAGAAGAAUCUAAGUAA
Candida tropicalis MYA-3404 is the source of this 4788-nucleotide messenger RNA. It is a transcript of the gene GEA2, whose product is annotated as Arf family guanine nucleotide exchange factor. Gene Ontology annotation, biological process: regulation of ARF protein signal transduction. Lineage: Eukaryota; Fungi; Ascomycota; Pichiomycetes; Serinales; Debaryomycetaceae. The record is from RefSeq and is a predicted model, not a curated record. The coding region runs from base 1 to 4788 and encodes 1595 amino acids. The transcript has a single exon. Gene Ontology annotation, molecular function: guanyl-nucleotide exchange factor activity.